Messenger RNA from Batrachochytrium dendrobatidis JAM81, 1182 nucleotides. RefSeq lists its product as uncharacterized. The record is from RefSeq and is a predicted model, not a curated record. Gene Ontology annotation, molecular function: ubiquitin protein ligase activity. Gene Ontology annotation, biological process: protein polyubiquitination; ubiquitin-dependent protein catabolic process. NCBI's taxonomy places the organism in Eukaryota, Fungi, Chytridiomycota, Chytridiomycetes, Rhizophydiales. The transcript has 2 exons. Bases 1 to 1182 code for a protein of 393 amino acids.
AUGUCCAUUCUUUCCAACACACCUCAGUGCAUUCCAUUUGAAAAUCGUGUUCAACUAUUUCGUAAUUUUAUCCGAAUUGAUCGAUCCCAGUACUGCGACGAGUCGCGAGGGAUUUCCAUCAAGGUUUUUCGACAGCGCCUGUUGGAAGAUGGAUUUAGCCAGCUUAGAAAGUUUACUUGUUCACAACUCAAGCAAACUGUACGAGUAAAAUUUGUCGAUCAGUUUGGAUCAGAAGAAAUAGGAAUUGAUCAGAAUGGUAUAUUCAAGGAGUUUAUGGAGGAUAUUUGCAAGCAGGCAUUUUCUACAGAAUUUGGACUUUUUAAAACGACUUUGGAUGGAAAUGUAACCCCGUUUUUGAACUCCGUUGUCCAUGAUGAGCACCUACAGCUGUUUGAAUUUAUUGGUCGGAUGAUGGGCAAAGCACUGUAUGAGGGAAUUGUAAUCGACAUUCCCUUUGCGCUGUAUAUUUACGCCAAGCUUCUUGGUCGAUACAACUAUAUGGAUGACCUUCCAUCACUUGACCCAGAGCUGUAUCGAAGCCUUACAUUUAUUAAAGAUUACGAGGGUGAUUGUAGCGAUCUUGGACUGGACUUUACAAUUUCGCAAGACAUUUUUGGACAUGUUACCAAUGUAGAAAUCAAACCUGGAGGAGCGCAUAUUCCAUUGACAAACGACAACGUAUUUGAGUAUAUCCACUUGAUGGCCGACUUUCGUCUCAAUCAAGAAUGCAAGGAUCAGUUUCAAGCAUUUAUUUGUGGGUUUCGAUCUAUUAUCCAAGACCAAUGGCUACAUAUAUUUUCACCCAUGGAAUUGCAAUGGCUCAUGUCGGGAGAGAAUUCCAAACUUGAUAUCAAGGAUCUUCGUAUGCAUACCCGAUACGAAGGAGGAUAUUUUGAUCUCCAUCGGACCAUUCGAAACUUCUGGGCUGUAUUAGGCGAGUUUACGCCAAAAGACCAAUCAGCAUUUCUAAAAUAUGUUACAAGCUGCUCCAAGGUAAGAUUUUUUAUAGAAGGAAUUUCCGAGACCAAGAUGAUUAAAUCUACAUUUUGGAAUGCAGAUCGACUGCCCACUGCCCGCACAUGCUUCAACCUGUUAAAGUUGCCAUCAUACAGCAAAAAGAGUACACUUUACAAGAAACUAUUGUAUGCCAUUCAGUAUGGAGCAGGAUUUGAUUUAUCGUGA